AUGCUGCAGCUGGGUUUGGACCUGGUACCCAGGAGGGAGUUCAGCAUGGUGGACCCGGAUGAAAUCAGCGUCACCGAGCUCUACCGGCUGAUGGAGAAUCGGCAACGGAAGAAGGAAACUCCGACUCCUGUCAGCACACAUCACCUGUUUGUCCAUUUGAAGAGUCUGAUGAGCUCAAACCUGGGUGAAGACCUGGAGGUCUUCUUCUUCAUCUAUGAUAGUCGAGAGAACAAACCGCUCAGGAUGUGAUCUUCAAUCAUAACCUCA
Molecule: messenger RNA, 267 nt
Organism: Sinocyclocheilus grahami
Lineage: Eukaryota; Metazoa; Chordata; Actinopteri; Cypriniformes; Cyprinidae
Product: dedicator of cytokinesis protein 4-like
Exons: 4
Coding region: 1-249 (82 amino acids)
Biological process (GO): small GTPase-mediated signal transduction; cell chemotaxis
Cellular component (GO): plasma membrane; cytoplasm
Molecular function (GO): guanyl-nucleotide exchange factor activity; small GTPase binding
Source: RefSeq, a predicted model, not a curated record